This is a messenger RNA of Volvox carteri f. nagariensis, 324 nucleotides long. RefSeq lists its product as uncharacterized. Lineage: Eukaryota; Viridiplantae; Chlorophyta; Chlorophyceae; Chlamydomonadales; Volvocaceae. The annotation marks the transcript as partial. The record is from RefSeq and is a predicted model, not a curated record. The transcript has 2 exons.
UGUGCGUUUAACUGCGCGUCUAAGUGCAUGUCGAAUUGCGCGUUGAGUUGCACACUUAAGCGUGCGUCGAAUCGCGGGUUGAGCUGUGCGUUGGAUUCCAUGGAUCGGUGCGCGUCAAAUUGCACACUUCAGUGUGCGUCGAAUUGUGUGCACUGCACACUUCAAUGCGCGUCAAAUUGCGUGGUUCGGUGUACGUUAAAUUGCGCGUUGAAUUGCAUGUUUAAUUGCAUGUCGAGUUGUGUGGUGGGUUGCGCAUCAAAAUGCGCGAGUCGGCGCAUGUCAAAUUGCGCAGUGCGGUGCAGAAAAUGUUUUGCGAUUUGCCCA